UGCCUUUAAAAUGUCUAUUAGUGAUGGACAAUGCUCCUGCUCACCCCCCAGCUUUAGAGGAAGAUCUAGUUGAUGACUAUAGCUUCAUCAAAGUAAAAUUCUUACCCCCCAAUACAACCCCUAUUCUGCAACCCAUGGACCAACAGGUCAUAUCCAAUUUCAAGAAAUUGUACACAAAGGCCCUCUUCCGGAAGUGCUUUGAAGUGACAAAUGACACACAGUUAACUCUGAGGGAAUUUUGGAAAGAACACUUCAACAUCCUAAAUUGUGUAAACUUGAUUGACACUGCUUGGAGUAAUGUCACUCAUCGCACAUUGUAUGCGGCAUGGCGAAAACUAUGGCCCGAAAGGGACAGUGAGGGUUUAGAAGCUGAGUCAGCUCCUGUCGUUGAUGAAGAUGUUGCUGUAGUUGAUGAUAUUGUGGCCAUAGGAAAGACCAUGGGCCUUGACAUCCAACAAGAUGACAUCAACGAACUUGUGGAAGGUCACGCUGCUGAGUUAACCGCCGAGGAACUGAUGCACCUACAACAACAGCAGCAGAAGGAUAUGGUGGAAGAAAUUUCUUCUGAAGAAGAGGAGAGAGUGGAGGAUAUUUCUAGUGGCCUUAUUCAUGAAAUGUGUGCAAAAUGGGCAGAAAUCGCAAACUUUGUAGAACAACAUCACCCUGAUAAAGUGGUAGCAAAUAGAGCAGUUAACAUUUUUAAUGACAAUGUUAUGUCCACUUUCCGCAAAAUUUCUGAAAGGAGAAAAAAACAGCAAACAAUUGAAAAAUUCUUCCGUAAAGAAAUCAGACAAGUAACUGCAGAGAAAGAUUCUGAUUCUCCUCAGCAAAAGAUACAGAGAACAGAAACACCCGAAGAGCAGUUACCCUCUGUUUUUAUUGAAGAGGACUCCCCUUCAAGACAAUAAAGAUCUUAAAAAAUGUUUCACUUUAUUGUGAUCCUCAUGGUUCCAAUGAAAUAACUACAGUGUUUGAAUUGUUAAUCUUCUGUAAGUA
Messenger RNA from Molossus molossus (Pallas's mastiff bat), 996 nucleotides. Its product is annotated as tigger transposable element-derived protein 1-like. The coding region runs from base 24 to 908 and encodes 294 amino acids. The transcript is spliced from 2 exons. The record is from RefSeq and is a predicted model, not a curated record. Lineage: Eukaryota; Metazoa; Chordata; Mammalia; Chiroptera; Molossidae. Gene Ontology annotation, molecular function: nucleic acid binding.